AUGUUGCCGCCCACCCUUGAGGAACUACGACUCCACGAAGUUAAGUUCGACUCCUCGCAGCGCAACGCCGCUAGGAGGGAUCUGGAGCUCAAGGCACCGAAGGUCCCUGGGCAUUCGAUCCUCGCAACCCCGCACCUCAUCGAGUGUCCCAACCUCGCUCGCCUCUUCGUUAUCUGCUCCUCUACAGCCCAGGCGCAACUGCCGCCGUGGAUCCCCUCCAGCCUUCCGGAGCUCGUGUUGUCCGUUGGCCGUGGCGGCAUCAUUCCAGAUCUUGGUACGGACCUCCAGCCGUCGUCGGUGACAAUCUACGCUUCAUGUGAUCGCCGCUCCGAAUACCUCCAUCGCUCCACCUGCGCCAGGGAUUGCAUCGACAGCCUCCCUUAUCCUCACGCUAUACAGACACUUACAAUCCACAUCAAGCUCGAACACUUCUGGGAUCCUCUCGAGGAAUCCUUCCCAUCACUUUCAAACUACGAGAUGCUCUCGCAGCUUGUCUGCCACCUCCGGGAAAGCGAGCAAGGAAGCUGCUUGCAGUCAAUUGUCCUAGUCAUAAGGAUAUCAACGUCUCCGAUUCCAGGGAAAAGACCGUAUGAUGGCCACCAAACGCGGGAGUUGGCUAAGCUGGAGAAGGGGCUCGCACGGCUGGUAGAAGAAAAUGUCCUCGAUGCGGACCUCACCCUGGAGUCUGAAGAUUCUGAACCAUACAUGCGUUGUAAGAUACGUAGGGCGUGA
Messenger RNA from Pleurotus ostreatus (oyster mushroom), 732 nucleotides. RefSeq lists its product as uncharacterized. The record is from RefSeq and is a predicted model, not a curated record. The transcript is spliced from 3 exons. Bases 1 to 732 code for a protein of 243 amino acids. Lineage: Eukaryota; Fungi; Basidiomycota; Agaricomycetes; Agaricales; Pleurotaceae.